This is a messenger RNA of Photinus pyralis (common eastern firefly), 950 nucleotides long. Its product is annotated as nuclear pore complex protein Nup85-like. The record is from RefSeq and is a predicted model, not a curated record. Bases 69 to 914 code for a protein of 281 amino acids. Gene Ontology annotation, molecular function: structural constituent of nuclear pore. Gene Ontology annotation, biological process: positive regulation of DNA-templated transcription; protein import into nucleus; mRNA export from nucleus. Lineage: Eukaryota; Metazoa; Arthropoda; Insecta; Coleoptera; Lampyridae. The transcript is spliced from 4 exons. Gene Ontology annotation, cellular component: nuclear pore outer ring.
AUUACCUUUGCUUAAUUUUAUUUAAUUUUCUGACAUGUUUGGCACAGGUGAUAAAAGAAAUACAACAAAUGUCCGAAAAUGGAUGGUUUGUCAGUCAUUUAGUCGAUCUUCUUUAUCAUGCCGGUCGUCUUGAGGGGUUAUAUAGUGAUGAAACCAAAGUGAUUGGCAGUCGUCUACGCGAAUCUUUCCUACUAGACUAUGGCACAUUGCUCAUGGGCCACCAUUCACUGUGGCAAGUGGGCUUGAAUUAUCUGGAUCACUGCCCGACAGAAGGACUGUCAACAAUCGAGCUUUUACUACCCGCACUGCCCUUGAAAUCUGAGGCACGCACGCAAAAAAUAAUACGCGAGGCUCACAAGCGAGAUAUGCCACAAAUUGUACAAAGCAUUUGUAAAGUACACACAAUGGAUUCCAUAUCGAAAGGACGUUUGGGAAAUGCUCUGACUUGGGGGUUAAAAUCGCAAGACGGCGGAUUUACCUCACUUAUUGCGGAUAAAUUUUUGCGCAAAUACAAAGAAACGGGAGUAUUGCUGAAUGAAGAUUUGCUCGACAAUUUAGGUUCCUCGAUGCUCAUUAGCGAUCGGCUCAUAUUUCUAGGUAAAUACUUCGAAUUUCACAAAGAAUAUCGGCUAAAGAAUUACAAGGAAGCGGCAAAUAUACUCAUUUCUUUGCUCGCAUCGAAACUUACACCGAGAUACUUUUGGGACACAUUACUAUGCGACGCAAUAAAUUUGUUGGAAAAUAACGUUAUGGUCAUCUCAUCUACGGAUACUUACACAUUACUCCAUAGUCUAGAAGAAAAAUGUGAACUUCCCGAGCUGAAGGAUAAAAUCGAUUUGAUUCGAUUAGGUGCUGCGAGAAAUCUGUCUCGUGCCCUUUUAUAUGAAAUGCAAUUGGAUAAAAAAUACACCUGAGUACUAUUCUUUUUUAAAUAAAAAUAAAACAAAUAA